GUGAAAAGUUCGGCCAUGGAACUGCGUCGGAAAAUAGCUCUGCGCAUUCUGCCCCUGUUUUUGGUCAUCUUUCUAUGCACAAUGGGCGAGGCAUAUCUGAAGAGUGUCCGCGUGGAUGAGAUUCCCUUUGCCGGCAGAAAGAUCAUAGCCAAUCGCCGGUCCAGUGGCAUUCAUCUCAUCUCGAGUCUGGAGCAUCAGCGCACCUUUCUUCACCUCUUUCAUGUGCCCUACAUCAUUUGCUUUUACGCUGCGAAGGGAAAAUGGCCGUAUGUGCCGGGGUUCAUGAAAUACCGAGUUGACAAUGCGGCGCGCAGUUUCUUCAAUCAGAACGACAGUUUCAUCAAACAGUUUUGCACCAAGUGGAUUCAGGUCAAGGAGUGCUUUCGUCCUCUAUUCGACAAAUCGAAUACCACAGAUUCGGAAGUGGAAACGCUGGAUGCUAAAAUUCAGGGGCAGCGCUGCAACUGCGACAAGUUGCUCCUCUCAACGGAGGCACCUGUACCGGUCGUCUACUUCGACAAGAAUUACAUUGGAAACGUUAGCUCGGAAACCAUUAUGAAUACCAUUGAAUUUCUGGAGAGCUUCCUGCCGCCGCCUACUAAAAAACACAAGCGCAAGAAUCGUGUUCGUGGACGCUUAGACGAUAUGGACAUUGAAUAGAUAUCAAUUCAGCAGAUAUCACCAGCACUCAAAUUUAAAUUUUAAUCAUCAUAAUCAUAACCAUCGUUUAAAUUUGAAUUCAAAUUCGGUAUGCAGCCGUUUUUUAGAGAUGCGUUGUUUACUACUCGAUAAUUCAUAUAAUAUUAUGGCAAAACACCAAUUCUUUAAUUAAACAGAACUCAAACUUAA
Messenger RNA from Drosophila yakuba, 849 nucleotides. RefSeq lists its product as uncharacterized. The record is from RefSeq and is a predicted model, not a curated record. The transcript is spliced from 3 exons. Lineage: Eukaryota; Metazoa; Arthropoda; Insecta; Diptera; Drosophilidae. Bases 16 to 660 code for a protein of 214 amino acids.